CUAUAUAUAGCAGCAUAAUAAAGUUCCAUUAAAUUACGACUUGCCGGCCGGUUCGGAAGCGUUUUGCUCUUGUUUCACGUUUUGCGUCUUCCAACAAUAAGAAAAAGUAAACAUGCCUCAGUACAAGUUAACUUAUUUCCCAGUUAAGGCUUUGGGAGAACCAAUUCGCUUUCUCUUCAGCUAUGGAGGUGUUGAAUUUGAGGACUUCCGUUUUAACAGAGAAGACUGGCCAAAACUAAAACCUGACAUGCCAUUUGGCCAGGUUCCUGUAUUGGAGGUUGAUGGAAAGAAAGUUUGUCAGUCUGUAGCCAUUUCUCGCUACUUGGCCAAACAGUUUGGUUUGGCUGGUAAGAAUGAUUGGGAAGCUCUUGAAAUUGACUCCACAGUUGACACCAUCCAUGAUCUGAGAGCAAAGAUUGGUGCCUAUCACUAUGAGCCCAAUGAACAAGCCAAAGCUGAGAAACUCAAGAUUGCACAAGAACUGGUGCCAUACUACUUGGAACGUUUGGACGCCCAGGUGAAGAAAAACGGCGGUUACUUCGUUGGCGGUGCUCUUACCUGGGCUGACCUUACCUUUGUUGCUCUUCUCGACUACCUGAACUUCAUGAUGGGUCACAAUAUCAUAGAGAAAUACGACAACCUGAAACAACUACAAGAGAAGGUUCUCGCUAUACCCAAAAUCAAAAGUUGGGUCGACAAACGUCCCCAAUCUGAUGCCUAAGCAAAUUUACCGUUUUCGUAUCAAUUUUUUUUAUUUGUAAAUGCGUAGAGUUCGCGGUCAGAAGAGAAUUGUAAACCCAUGAAGUAUUUUUAUAUGCACAAAGAUUUGUGCUGUAUUAUUUUGAAUACCCCUACUACAGUUCACUUAGCAACACCUGUGCCAGUUGGAUAUGGCUUAUUUUAGAUUGCCACGUUAAUACACGGUUAAUCAAUAUAACAAGAUUAUUCAUAUACCGUACAAAGAUAUUUGUAUACCAUAAAUAGACUGUUGAGAUUAUGUUGUACUUUCCUGCAGAAAUAAACAUUUCAUUUUAUUAA
This is a messenger RNA of Megachile rotundata (alfalfa leafcutting bee), 1038 nucleotides long. RefSeq lists its product as uncharacterized. Gene Ontology annotation, molecular function: glutathione transferase activity. The record is from RefSeq and is a predicted model, not a curated record. Gene Ontology annotation, biological process: glutathione metabolic process. Lineage: Eukaryota; Metazoa; Arthropoda; Insecta; Hymenoptera; Megachilidae.